AUGGCUACAAUUGAUGUUGAAGAAUUUCUUGCAAUGACAGAAUUGUCAUAUGAUCAUUUGAAGUCACUGAAGAAAGAUGAUUUGAUAACAGUUUGUGAUCAUUUGGGUGUAUCUCUAGCCACAUGUUUAAAGAAGGCAGAGAUAAUUGACUUGUUAGCUAGUCACAUGAAGCUUACAGAGGAGCCUGAAACUUCUAUCAAUAUGUCAGAGGAUGUUCAGAUCCAACUGGCAAACAUUGAAUUGGAAAAAGAGAGAAUCAGAGAAAACAUUCAAUUGGAGGAAAUAAAAAUCAAAGAAAACCUUGAAAAGGAGGAAAUGAAAAUGAGAGAAAACAUAGAAAUUGAGAAAAUGAGAUUGGAAUACCAGUUAGCGUAUGACAGGGAUUCGCAGUUGGGCUGCUCCAUUAAUGCUAGACCAGGAGAAACUGAGGCCAAGGCAGGGCUUGGACUGAUUGCUGGACAUGCCUACACCAACACGGACGUUCAAAAGGCGAAAUUUUCUUCAGGUAGGGAGGUGAGGUUGAUCAGGAUUCGCAACCCAUGGGGUAAGGGCGAAUGGGAGGGACCCUGGAGUGAUGGAUCUAAUGAGUGGAGAAAUAUAUCUCAACAGGAGCGUACUAGGCUUGGACUGGUCUUCAAUGAUGAUGGGGAAUUCUGGAUGGAAUUCAGUGACUUCAUGAGGUAUUAUGAUAGGGUUGACAUAUGUCACCUGGGUGCAGACACCAUGACUGGCAAGAAAAAGAAGAAGUAGCAAGUUACCUCACAUGAGGGCAAAUGGCAAAAAGGAUGCACAGCUGGAGGGUGCCGCAACUUUCCCGACACAUUCUGGAUCAAUCCCCAGAUUGAACUCGUUUUGGAGUCGGAAGAUGACGAGGAUGAUUUUCGAGAAGGAGAGGAUGAUCCCGGACAAAAAGGGAAAUGUUCUACCUUCCUCGUCGCCCUCAUACAGAAGAACAGACGAGAGAUGCGUAAGAUGGGUGUUGACAACCUCACCUGUGGUUUCGCAAUUUACCAGGUUGACGGCUCCUUUAAUGCCUCAGUUGGACUCCCAAAGGACCACUUCCUUUACAAUGCAUCUACAGCUCGAUCACCAACAUUCACCAACACUCGUGAGGUAAGCGGAAGAUUCAAACUCCCACCAGGACGCUAUGUGAUCCUUCCUUCGACCUUUGAACCCAACCAAGAAGGCGACUUCCUCGUGCGUAUCUUUUCCAUAAAGGUGGCUAAGGGAGUGACUGUUAACCAACAGUCUAGCAUGGAUAUUAAACCUCAGCAGCCACUUCCAGCUCAGGAUGAGGCGCAGACUGCCAAAUUCCGAGAGUUCUUCAAGAAGCUCACAGGGGAUGAUAUGAAAGUGGACGCCUGGGAACUGCAGGAGAUCUUAAACGCAGCCCUCAAACGAGUGUUCAAUGAGCUACAGGGUGGUGGAUUCAGCCUGGAAUCUUGCAAGAGUAUGGUUGCUCUUACCGAUGAUGAUCGAUCUGGCAAACUUGGAUUUGAAGAGUUCAGGGAACUUUGGCAGAACAUCAGUGCUUGGAAGGAUGUUUUUAAGAAGUAUGAUGCUGACAACUCUGGAACAUUCAAUGGAUAUGAAUUGAGGAGUGCACUCACAUCGCUUGGAUUCAAACUGAGUAACGAAACUUUCAGUGCUCUGAUUUUGCGUUAUGCUGAUAAGAAGGGAAUGAUUUCAUUUGACUCCUUCAUCGGUGCUGCUGUUACAUAUAAGAAGAAUUGUUUAAAGAAGGCAGAGAUAAUUGACUUGUUAGCUAGUCACAUGAAGCUUACAGAGGAGCCUGAAACUUCUAUCAAUAUGUCAGAGGAUGUUCAGAUCCAACUGGCAAACAUUGAACUGGAAAAAGAGAGAAUCAGAGAAAACAUUCAAUUGGAGGAAAUAAAAAUCAAAGAAAACCUUGAAAAUGAGGAAUUGAAAAUGAGAGAAAACAUAGAAAUGGAGAAAAUGAGAUUGGAAUACCAGUUAAAGUUGAAAGAAAUGAAGUAA
Messenger RNA from Lytechinus pictus (painted urchin), 1998 nucleotides. RefSeq names its product calpain-2 catalytic subunit-like. NCBI's taxonomy places the organism in Eukaryota, Metazoa, Echinodermata, Echinoidea, Temnopleuroida, Toxopneustidae. Gene Ontology annotation, biological process: proteolysis. Gene Ontology annotation, cellular component: cytoplasm. Gene Ontology annotation, molecular function: calcium ion binding; calcium-dependent cysteine-type endopeptidase activity. The transcript has 2 exons. The record is from RefSeq and is a predicted model, not a curated record.